CUUCUCCAAGCCAUCUUCUCUAGCUAUUCCAAAUUAGAGACAUACAAAAUGUUUGGAAUUGGGAAGAACAUCGUAGAGGGAGCGUUGAAUACCACCGGAGAACUUGCGGGCUCCGUCAUCAAUGCCGGCGGUAACAUCAUAGACAGAGUCACCCAUCUCCGGGGAAAGAAGAUCAAAGGGAAACUGAUUCUUAUGAGAAGCAAUGUGUUGGAUUUCACUGAGUUCCAUUCCUCUCUUCUCGAUAACUUCACGGAGCUGUUGGGCGGCGGCGUUUCUCUUCAGCUCAUCAGCGCCACUCACACUUCAAAUGACUCACGAGGGAAGGUCGGGAGCAAGGCAUUUUUGGAGAGGUGGCUCACUUCACUCCCGCCGCUAUUCACCGGAGAAUCUGUGUUUCAAAUCAACUUCAAUUGGGAAGAUGACUUUGGAUUUCCAGGAGCUUUCUACAUAAGAAAUGGGCAUACAAGUGAGUUCUUCCUCAAGUCACUCACUCUUCAGGAUGUUCCUGGCUAUGGAAAGGUCCAUUUCGAUUGCAACUCAUGGGUUUACCCUUCUGGGCGAUACAAGAAAGAUCGUAUUUUCUUCGCUAAUCAUACAUGUCUUCCAAACGACACACCAGCUCCUCUUCGUAAGUAUAGAGAGGAAGAGCUGUGGAAUUUGAGAGGAGAUGGAACGGGAGAGCGGAAGGAAUGGGAUAGAAUCUAUGACUAUGAUGUCUAUAACGACCUUGCUGAUCCUGACGAUGGUGACCAUCGUCCUAUUCUUGGUGGUAGCCAAGAGUAUCCUUACCCUCGUAGAGGAAGAACUGGAAGACCACGAGCAAGAAAAGACCAUAACUAUGAGAGUCGAUUGUCGCAAGUGAUGAGCUUAGACAUCUACGUACCAAAAGACGAGAAUUUCGGGCACUUGAAGAUGUCAGAUUUCCUUGGGCAUACCUUGAAAGCAGUUUCGAUAUCUAUCAAACCAGGGCUUCAAUCCAUAUUUGAUGUAACUCCGACCGAGUUUGACAAUUUUAAGGAAGUUGAUGAUCUCUUUCAAGGAGGCUUUCCCGUUCCAUUUAAUGCGUUUAAGACUCUCACUGAGGACCUCACACCACCUUUGUUCAAAGCUCUUCUCAGGAAUGAUGGUGAAAAAUUCCUCAAAUUUCCCACUCCCCAAGUUGUCAAAGAUAACAAAUCUGCAUGGAGCACUGAUGAAGAAUUUGCAAGAGAAAUGCUAGCGGGAGUCAAUCCUCUAGUGAUUCGUCGUCUUGAAGUUUUUCCACCGAUAAGUAAGCUUGACCCAAAAGUUUACGGGAAUCAAAGAAGUACAAUCACUGAAGAACACAUAAAGAAUGAUUUGAACGGACUCACAGUCGAUGAGGCAAUCAAACAAAACAAACUCUACAUACUAGACCACCAUGAUGCGUUGAUGCCAUAUCUUAGAAGAAUAAAUGCAACAUCCACAAAAACAUAUGCCACAAGAACAUUGCUCUUUUUGAAAGAUGAUGGGACUUUGAAGCCUUUGGUUAUCGAGUUGAGCUUGCCACACCCUCAAGGAGAUGAACUUGGUGCCAUUAGUAAACUAUACUUCCCAGCUGAAAAGGGCGUCGAAGGCUCAAUUUGGCUAUUGGCUAAAGCUUAUGUAGGUGUAAAUGAUGUUGGGUAUCAUCAACUCAUCAGCCAUUGGUUGCAUACUCAUGCAGUACUCGAACCUUUUAUUAUUGCAACACAUCGACAAUUGAGUGUGAUUCAUCCAAUUCAUAAGCUACUCGUUCCUCAUUACAAAGACACCAUGUUUAUUAACGCAUCGGCGAGACAAGUUUUGAUUAAUGCGAAUGGUCUGAUUGAAUCGACUCAUUUUCCAUCCAAAUAUGCUAUGGAAUUGUCAUCUUACAUUUACAAGGAGUGGACCUUCCCUGACCAAGCACUACCUAAUAAUCUCAUCAAGAGAGGAAUAGCCGUUGAGGACUCAAAUUCUCCGCAUGGACUUCGACUACUAAUAAAUGAUUAUCCAUUUGCUGUCGAUGGGCUUGAGAUUUGGUCGGCCAUCAAAUCAUGGGUUACAGAUUAUUGUUCUCUUUACUACAAAGACGACAAGGCAAUCCAAAACGACUUCGAACUCCAAUCUUGGUGGACUGAGCUGCGGGAGAAAGGCCACGCUGACAAGAAACACGAACCAUGGUGGCCAAAAAUGCAAACUUUAUCCGAGCUGAUCGAGUCAUGCACGACCAUCAUAUGGAUCGCUUCAGCUCUCCAUGCAGCGGUGAACUUCGGACAAUACCCAUAUGGAGGCUAUGUUCUCAAUAGGCCAACUACAAGCCGCAGGUUCAUGCCUGAAGUUGGGACCGCUGAGUAUAAGGAGCUUGAGUCCAAUCCUGAGAAGGCCUUCCUAAGAACAAUCACCUCAGAACUACAAGCACUUAUUGGUAUCUCAGUCAUUGAAAUCUUGUCAAAGCAUGCCUCUGAUGAGGUGUAUCUUGGGCAAAGAGCUUCCAUCGAGUGGACUUCGGAUAAAUUUGCAUUGGAAGCGUUUGAGAAAUUUGGGAAAGAGCUGUUUGAAGUUGAGAAUAGAAUUAUGCAAAGGAACCAAGAUGGGAAGUUGAAGAAUCGAUCUGGACCUGUUAACAUGCCCUACACCCUACUUGUUCCAUCAAGUACGGAAGGACUCACUGCCAAAGGAAUUCCGAAUAGCAUCUCUAUCUAAGUCGUCUAAUUAGUAUUUCAAGGGAGUUGUGUAAUUUGAAGGUCGCAAAUUGCACUUUAAGCUACCCAUUUAUGAGGAAAUAAAGACCAUAUUGUUAGUUUAAUGCAGCCUUUUAGGG
Molecule: messenger RNA, 2803 nt
Organism: Cucurbita moschata (crookneck pumpkin)
Lineage: Eukaryota; Viridiplantae; Streptophyta; Magnoliopsida; Cucurbitales; Cucurbitaceae
Product: linoleate 9S-lipoxygenase 6-like
Exons: 9
Coding region: 49-2685 (878 amino acids)
Biological process (GO): lipid oxidation
Molecular function (GO): metal ion binding; protein binding; oxidoreductase activity, acting on single donors with incorporation of molecular oxygen, incorporation of two atoms of oxygen
Source: RefSeq, a predicted model, not a curated record